Messenger RNA from Osmerus eperlanus (European smelt), 839 nucleotides. It is a transcript of the gene gpx9, whose product is annotated as glutathione peroxidase 9. Bases 260 to 652 code for a protein of 130 amino acids. NCBI's taxonomy places the organism in Eukaryota, Metazoa, Chordata, Actinopteri, Osmeriformes, Osmeridae. Gene Ontology annotation, biological process: response to oxidative stress. Gene Ontology annotation, molecular function: glutathione peroxidase activity. The transcript has 6 exons. The record is from RefSeq and is a predicted model, not a curated record.
GUGACUAGAGUAGAUGAUCUGCAUACCCAUGCAAACGUUAAACAAAUAACCUUCCCGACAAAUCAACUUCUAACAGAGACACAAUGGAGUCAAUCAUGCUGAACAACUGCUGACCUAAGAGUUAUGUUUCCCUGAAUGAGAGACCCUGGAUGGACUCAUAGUUCCACUCAGCAACUACAGAGGAAUGGUGCUUCUCAUUGUGAACCUUGCCACCUUUUGAGGGUCAACAAUAGAGGAGUACCACAGGUUGAAUGCACUAAUGGAAAUGUUUGGUGACCGCAACUUCACUGUCCUGGGAUUCUCCUGCAAUCAAUUUGGUCUUCAGGCACCUGAGGGAAAUCAUGAAACUCUCAAUGUUCUGAAGUAUGUGAGACCUGGUGGAGGGUUUGUCCCCAAGUUCCCUGUAUUUGGCAAGAUUGAGGUUAAUGGAUUAAAUGAAGAACCUCUUUUCACCUAUCUCAAGGACUCUUUGCCUUUUGUAAAUUCUGUUAUUGGAGAUAUAAGGAAAUUGUACUGGUCACCAAUUAAAGUCAAUGACAUACGUUGGAACUUUGAGAAGUUCCUAAUUAAUUCAGACGGGGAGCCUUUCAGACGAUAUGAACUUCAUGGCCCCAUUGAAGAGGUGGAGACGGAUAUUGCUGAACUUCUUUAAAGGAAAUGAUCUCAGAGGCAGUUUUGCCAGCAGCAGAUUGACGAUCCCUCAGUAAAUGCAGACCUGCACCUGAGUAGAUCUGAUGGGUGAAAGAAAAGGACUCAGAGUUUCAGUGCAUUCACUCCGAGGACCAUAUCAUACCAGCUGCUGGUGAUGGCAUUUGUCAAUAACAGGUGUAAAUGCUACA